Drosophila guanche is the source of this 925-nucleotide messenger RNA. It is a transcript of the gene Ntf-2, whose product is annotated as probable nuclear transport factor 2. NCBI's taxonomy places the organism in Eukaryota, Metazoa, Arthropoda, Insecta, Diptera, Drosophilidae. Gene Ontology annotation, cellular component: nuclear pore central transport channel. The transcript is spliced from 4 exons. The coding region runs from base 101 to 493 and encodes 130 amino acids. The record is from RefSeq and is a predicted model, not a curated record. Gene Ontology annotation, biological process: protein import into nucleus.
CACCUCUCGCUUGGCAAAUGUGAUUUUUUGUGUGGUCGUUUGAAGUUUCGGAAAUAGUUUUGCUUAAUUUGUUUAUAGCUUCUGAAGUAAUUGGAACACGAUGUCACUAAAUCCACAGUACGAAGAAAUUGGCAAGGGCUUUGUGCAGCAGUACUAUGCCCUGUUUGACGACCCGGCGAACAGAGCUAGCGUGGUCAAUUUCUACAGCGCAACAGAAUCCUUCAUGACCUUCGAGGGCCACCAAAUACAAGGAGCUCCAAAGAUAUUAGAGAAAGUCCAGAGCCUGAGUUUUCAAAAGAUUACAAGGGUGAUAACCGCUGUGGACUCGCAGCCCACCUUCGAUGGAGGAGUUAUCAUCAAUGUCCUGGGACGUCUGAAGUGCGACGAUGAUCCCCCGCAUGCCUUCUCGCAGGUCUUUACGCUGAAGGCCAAUGCCAACUCGUUCUUUGUGGCCCACGACAUUUUCCGAUUAAAUAUACACGAUACUGCAUAAGUAAUAUCCAUAAAGAUACAUAACCACACCCAAAGAUGCGGCGAAGAUAAAAGAACUCGACAACAACUGACGAUUAUUUUCAACACCAAAAUCAAGAAAUAAGCAGAAAGCACAACAACAACACCAGCAACAAUUCAACAAAUAUUCAACACCAACAACGGCUAGCUCAAUCAAUGGAUGGGGUGGAGGUCCACGUCCAUGAACAUGCCCAUACACUUGCACAGACGCAUACGCAGCACCUCUGCAAGUUCUCACGUUUAUCAGCUAUGAACAAAACAGAAUAAACAAAGAAAUUAAAUUCUAACUACUAUUACAAUGUAAACGACACGCAAAUGAAAUUAGCGUGUACCGUGCUCCAUUUUCCAUGUCAAUGACUAAUUUAAAAAGCGGACAAUUUACUUUUUAUUGAGACUAAAACUCACACAAAAACAA